AUGGAGCCUACCAUCUCACAAAGGGAAGUGUACGCCAAGUUGCCAAUCGAAAUCGCAAAGGACAUCAGCGAUCGCGCCAAGAGAAGGGAGGUCAAAUUGCUCUAUCGUUGGAUAUGCGACCAGAAGCGACUGCUCGAGCGCGAGAUCUUGGUGCUGCCCAGACGCGGAGCUUUCGCGGAUUACGCGUAUGGUCUGAGCUUUUAUGACACGUACCAAGAUGCGACCAUACCCACCGAAGUACGCUGGUAUGGGGAGGAACACUUUUCCUCUCUAAAGUUCGACGAGUUGAAGGAAUUGUCGGUAAACGUCUCUGUUGACGAUGUGGAUGUGAUGUCAAAGACCACAGCUCUGAACAUGUUAUACUGUAUGAUCGUGAGCAAAUGGUGGGGAGACUUCCUCAUAUCCAAGCUGAGGUGUUCGUACGAGGACGCACCUAAGGGUGACGACUCCGAAGACGAGUCUAAUUCCGAAGACUCGGACGGCGAAGACUCGGACGGCGAAGAAGAUCAGAGACCCUACUCAGAGAUAGCAAAGGACUUCUUCCCGGACUCCCGGACGCUCGAUGCGUUCGUCAGCAUGAUGACCCUGCACAAAAAGGAUCUCGCGACAUUUUGUAAGGAAUACGAACAGAGUCGAGUCGAAGUGGAAGAAUAUCUCCAGCAGCUAUACUUGGAAGAUCUGAGAGUGUUGUUCGAGAACCAGAGUACAGAGAAGCAUGUCCAGUUGAGAACUAUGCAGUCCAUUCAUAGCUCUCUCCCUUUCCUGCGCCGCUCCCCUCUUCUGCCUCUCCGCCUCUAG
Klebsormidium nitens is the source of this 798-nucleotide messenger RNA. Lineage: Eukaryota; Viridiplantae; Streptophyta; Klebsormidiophyceae; Klebsormidiales; Klebsormidiaceae. The record is from the annotation of a GenBank genome assembly.